Messenger RNA from Tachyglossus aculeatus (Australian echidna), 1550 nucleotides. RefSeq names its product SBDS ribosome maturation factor (gene SBDS). Gene Ontology annotation, biological process: cytosolic ribosome assembly; ribosome biogenesis. The transcript has 5 exons. The record is from RefSeq and is a predicted model, not a curated record. Bases 101 to 853 code for a protein of 250 amino acids. Lineage: Eukaryota; Metazoa; Chordata; Mammalia; Monotremata; Tachyglossidae.
GCCUGCGCCGGCGCGACGGCGCUCGGGCCUCCGAGCAGGGCGGCCGUUGUGGUCGCGGUUCUCCGUCUUCCCCGUCCCGGUUUUCGCCCCUUCGGCCGCCAUGUCCAUCUUCACGCCCACCAACCAGAUCCGCCUGACCAACGUGGCGGUGGUGCGGGUCAAGCGCGGCGGGAAGCGCUUCGAAAUCGCCUGCUACAAGAACAAGGUCGUCGGCUGGCGCAGCGGCGUUGAAAAAGAUCUUGAUGAAGUUUUGCAGACACACUCGGUGUUUGUAAAUGUAUCUAAAGGUCAGGUGGCCAAGAAGGAAGAUCUCAUCAGUGCUUUUGGGACGGACGACCAGACUGAAAUCUGUAAACAGAUCUUAACUAAAGGAGAAGUACAAGUGUCGGAUAAGGAGAGGCACACCCAGCUGGAGCAGAUGUUCAGAGACAUUGCGACUAUUGUAGCAGAUAAAUGUGUGAAUCCUGAAACGAAAAGACCAUACACGGUCAUUCUCAUUGAAAGAGCAAUGAAAGACAUCCACUACUCUGUCAAAGCCAACAAGAGUACCAAACAGCAGGCCCUGGAGGUGAUCAAGCAGCUGAAGGAAAGCAUGAAGAUUGAACGAGCUCACAUGAGGGUGAAGUUGGUCCUGCCAUCAAGAGAGGGCAAGAAGCUCAAGGAAAAACUCAAGCCCUUGAUCAAGGUUAUCGAGAGCGAAGACUUCAGCAGCCAGCUAGAAAUCGUCUGUCUGAUCGACCCAGGUUGCUUCAGAGAGAUUGAUGAGCUCAUUCAGAGCGAGACCAAGGGGAAAGGAUCCCUGGAAGUUCUCAACCUGAAAGACGUGGAAGAGGGAGAUGAGACGUUUGAGUGAGGAGGAGAGGGGGCCCCCCGGGGUCUCCAGCUGGCCGUGAUGGUCUCCUUCCUCUCUGUUUUCACACCGUAAUCCAUUCACUUUUUCCGUGUUUUCCUGCCCAGUCUCUGCUCAUGUCACUUGAUUGGUAAUAAAGCUUUAGUUGUUGGAAUUAAGCUAUCGACUAGGGGUUAGGCGAGAAAGGCUCGUCCCACCGGCUACCGUGGAGCCAACACCGGCUGCUCCCUCAGGUCUGACCCGGUGAGCGGCUCUGAGGGGUCUGAGGGGCGUCCGCCUCCAUUCCCUCCAACCCCCCGCCCUUCUGUGGAGCCAUGGGCAUCGGGGAGGACCCCGGGUUAGCGUCACGUCCGCCCGACAGCCUUUGUGGGCACGGGAUGUGGGGGUGAUUUUUUUCCACGGGGACCUCCAAAAGGGGGUCAAGGUUUGCAGAAAGCAAGAGGUGAGGGCGAGCUCGGGGGUGGGGUGGGGCUUAAUCUCAGCCUCUCCACAGUGAAGCUGGGGUCCCAGGGGAGCCUGGGAACAGACAAUGAUGCUUUCUGGGUCAGCAGUAGAAGUGUUGCCUCCUGCUGCCAAAUUUAAACUAACAACGAUGCUCUAAAAAAAAAAAAAAAAUAGUCAUUUAUUGCCACUUUCGUUAAAUGUAUAAUAUGUUAAUACAAAUUAAGUUCUAUGGAAUAAAUAAAAGCACUAUUCUUUU